CCCUUCAUCGGAGGAUGGUCUGGUGAUUCCUCGGUUAUCGCUCCUCGCUCCUCCGGCAGAAAUAAGAGCCAUGGGACGGUACUCAAGAUGGCGCAGACAAAUCAACUUCUGGUGAUACCGAGGAAAUUAAAAUAGUCGACCUGAGACGCAGCCAAGGCCCUGGUGUUCCUCGACAGCAUAUUUUAACUCUACUGCAUCACAUUAAGAGGGUAUCAUUAGAAUUACUCUAGCGCCUUCUGGUGUCCAUUUGGUGGAAUAACACUUAGUUCGUGUCACCCAUAGACUGGUGUCACCUCACAUGACCCGGUUUAAUGUAGCCUUCCAGAUACCCCCAGAGACUGGCGACUCUGACCUCCGAGUGAACCUUAGCAGCUUCCAGGCAGCUUCAGACAGACGUGAAGGGGUAAGGGACAGGGCAGGAGAUAUUAGGUAUAAUUCUAAUGAGAACAGGACUAUGAGAGAUAUCCGACAUGCUGGACACUGGAGCAGUUAGCGGAAGAUGGCAGCACUGGAUGUAAGCUACCUUUUAAAAAUCACAGAAGAAAAAGAAGACAUGGCGUCUACGCCACAUAUCAACACCACAGAGCAGUAGACUCACCACACACACCAUCAUUUUUGGCUAUCCGAAACCAGUUUUUUUUGUACAUUAAUAACAGACAAUAUUUAAUAUUGGAUUUGCUGAACAACAACAUAAGCAUUACGCCGGCAAAAUAUGCAAAAGAUGCCCGGUCAACUUGACAGCUUGAAGCCCAGAAAGAGGAAGAGCAGCUCCAGAAAGCCUUCUACUACAAGGAGGAAAUGUAUAAAAAGUCCAAACAUGCAGCCGGCAGCAGCAGCAGCAGGGAGCAGCUCAGCGGUCGAUGGGUACAGCAAAGCAGACGGCGCUGUGAAGAGACUCUCUGCCAUCAGCUGUGAGUGCCAGCAGUCAGCGGGCAGGAGGAGAUGCUCUGCUUCCCCGGAGCUGGAGGGACAGGAGGGCAAAGAAAACGAAGUGAGGACGGGGCAGGAAGUGGACAGCUGGGACAAACACAAGACAGAGGACAUGGAUUGUGAGGAAAGCAGCAAAAACAUUUUCCCAGAUGACGACAGUAAUCAGAUUCUGCCCGUGGAGCAGUUCUUUGGAAAUCUGGAUGCUGUACAGGAUUUCCCUCAGAGACCGUCCGCGGCCCCUGGUCAACAUGACAACGCAGGGAGACGAAGACGCCAUUACUACGCACCCGAGAACAGCGAUGAAGAGGAGGCAGGCGUGAUCAGUGCACCGCGAGGGGACACUUAAUGAAGAGUAACGGAACUGAUGUCUCAAAGUGAGGCCUGAGGGACUCAAAAGCAGCUCUUUCAAUUAGUGAAACGCUGUCUCACAGGAGGCAGGAAUUUGCUGUAGCUCGAUCUGCUGUUAGCCUACCAUUGCUUACGAAUUGUCCUUAUAUGUGAGUUUGCUUUUAAGUUACUUCCCGUACCCGCCAUGCGCUGAAGAGAUUCGUCACAACAUAAAAACUUGAGCACUUCGCCAACAGCUUAAAAGACAGUUCUUGGUCAUUUACAAUUGUUGACUUGACAAACCGUCCAAACGCACACAAAUGCUACAUUGUUUUCAAACUUGUUCCCAAAUAUCUUGUCAGUUCAUUUGAUACUGUUUAAACAAAGCUGCAGGACAGGGAUUAUAACUGUGGAGAACAUUUACAGCCGGCCGGCCCAGCACUUUAUUUACACAUUACAUACUGCUUCAUAUAGUCAGUGAGAUUAGCCGUGAGAGAUGCCAAACAGUACUUCAUUUAAAGGUCAAAGUGUCGAUUUGUAGGAAAAGUCGUGCAAAUCUACACGUUUUGGAAGAAUACAUGCGCCAAAGAGCUGUUUCAUAGCGAAAGCUUUUAAUAUCACAGAGACAUGGUUUAGAAUGAAUGUCAUUGUUCACCAAGUGUCUAAUGUGUCAUCAUCUAUGUGUGCCCAGUUUGGGCUUUUUGGCAGCUGCUUCAACACAUCUGUAAAAUAACAAAUGUAAAUGAUAUCAAUGCAGCUAAAUAUUUUCCCUGAGGAGGAUCACAUUUGCAAACAUGACCGAAUUCUACACAAAAAUGCAUUGUAAAAAAACAGAGUUUUAUCAGAAAUGUUUUUAGUCCGUUUAAAACGGAGGAUAUGUUAAACCUGAGUUUAAAAAUGUAAUCUAGUUUUUGAGGGUGCCAGUACUUGCACUCCUCACUCUUAUGCCACUUACUGCCUGAGUGAUAAUCCAUGCAUUUUACAUCAGUGCCAACACAGAGAACAUAAUAAAUGUUUUUCAUGAUUUCAAAA
Molecule: messenger RNA, 2289 nt
Organism: Gymnodraco acuticeps
Lineage: Eukaryota; Metazoa; Chordata; Actinopteri; Perciformes; Bathydraconidae
Gene: cunh1orf174
Product: chromosome unknown C1orf174 homolog
Exons: 4
Coding region: 713-1276 (187 amino acids)
Source: RefSeq, a predicted model, not a curated record